This is a messenger RNA of Rhipicephalus microplus (southern cattle tick), 1461 nucleotides long. It is a transcript of the gene SerT, whose product is annotated as Serotonin transporter. Gene Ontology annotation, biological process: sodium ion transmembrane transport; serotonin uptake; amino acid transport. Lineage: Eukaryota; Metazoa; Arthropoda; Arachnida; Ixodida; Ixodidae. Gene Ontology annotation, cellular component: synapse; plasma membrane; neuron projection. Gene Ontology annotation, molecular function: serotonin binding; serotonin:sodium:chloride symporter activity. The record is from RefSeq and is a predicted model, not a curated record.
AUACCUUACACAGUGAUGCUGAUGUUCGGUGGUCUGCCUCUUUUUUACUUGGAGUUGGCCAUGGGUCAGUACUACCGCUGUGGCUGUCUCACCAUCUGGAAGAACAUAUUCCCAAUCUUCAAAGGAAUUGGGUACGCCAUCUGCAUUCUUGACUUGUACAUGGCCAUGUACUACAACACAGUGAUCGCCUGGGCACUUUACUACCUUGUGGCGUCUCUGGCCUCGGAGCUACCCUGGACGCGCUGUGACAACCCCUGGAAUACAGCGACAUGUCGUACGCUUGCCGAACGUGCUAAUGCCACGGGACUGGCCACUAGCCCUGCGCAAGAGUACUUCGAGCGGCGGGUCCUGCAAAUUCAUCUGUCGGAUGGUAUUGACCACAUCGGUGGCGUCCGGUGGCCACUGGCACUGUGUCUCUUCGCAGUUUUCGUGCUCGUCUACUUCUCCCUGUGGAAGGGCGUCCGCAGCACCGGAAAGGCGGUGUGGGUAACGGCCACUAUGCCGUACGCUGUGCUGCUCAUCCUACUGCUUCGCGGCGUCACCCUUGACGGAUCGCUGGAUGGCAUCAAGUAUUACCUGUACCCGCAGUGGGACAAGCUGUUGUCUAGCGACGUAUGGAUUGAUGCUGCAACACAAAUAUUUUUUUCACUUGGGCCGGGAUUUGGCACGCUACUAGCGCUAUCAAGCUACAACAAGUUUCAUAACAACUGUUACCGGGACGCUCUUGUGACAAGUAUAAUCAACUGCCUGACAAGUUUCCUGGCUGGCUUUGUCAUAUUUUCGGUCCUCGGCUAUAUGGCCCACGUGCUGCAGAAGGAUAUCGAGGACGUUGCCACCGAUGGCCCUGGAUUAGUCUUCAUUGUAUACCCCGAAGCCAUUGCUACCAUGAAAGGAUCAGUGUUCUGGUCUAUUCUCUUCUUUCUGAUGCUAAUCACUCUCGGCCUGGAUAGUACGUUUGGUGGCCUGGAGGCAAUGCUGACGGGCUUGUGCGACGAGUACCCUCUGGUCCUGCGCCGGCAUCGUGAGAUAUUCGUUGGUUGCGUCAUGCUCUUCAUCUACGCGUGCGCCCUGCCGACAACCACCUACGGUGGCAACUAUAUUGUAAGCUUGCUGGAUAACUACGCCACAGCAACGGGCGUCCUGUUUAUUGUUUUCGUGGAGUCCAUGGUGGUGUGCUGGUUUUACGGCACUAACCGCUUUUCUCAACAUAUCAAAGAAAUGCUUGGUCAUCUUCCGGGGCUGUACUGGCGUAUGUGCUGGAGUUAUAUAAGUCCCUUAUUUCUUUUCAUGAUGUUCCUAUUUGCUGUUCUGCGCUACAAAGCCCUGGAGUGGGAAGACUACAAAUUUCCAGGCUGGUCAAUUUCAGUUGGUUGGCUCUUGACAGCUUCUUCUAUAUGUUUCGUUCCCGGCUAUAUUGUGAUCGCUUUCCUGAAAACCAGAGGCACCAUAAAACAGGUCUGA